Molecule: messenger RNA, 607 nt
Organism: Calliphora vicina (urban bluebottle blowfly)
Lineage: Eukaryota; Metazoa; Arthropoda; Insecta; Diptera; Calliphoridae
Gene: RpS24
Product: ribosomal protein S24
Exons: 2
Coding region: 35-427 (130 amino acids)
Biological process (GO): translation
Cellular component (GO): ribosome
Molecular function (GO): structural constituent of ribosome
Source: RefSeq, a predicted model, not a curated record
AAUACUUUUUAAGUGUUUUUAACAGCAAUUCAAUAUGUCCACUGCUACUAUUCGCACACGCAAAUUCAUGACCAACCGUUUGCUUUGCAGAAAGCAAAUGGUAUGCGAUGUCAUCCACCCCGGUUUGGCUUCCGUAAGCAAAACCGAAAUCCGCGAGAAGCUCGCCGCUAUGUACAAAGUUACACCUGAUGUGUGCUUCGUCUUCGGUUUCCGCACCGCUUUCGGUGGUGGCCGUUCCACUGGCUUUGCCUUGGUGUACGACACCUUGGACUUCGCCAAGAAGUUCGAACCCAAAUAUCGUUUGGUCCGUCAUGGUUUGAUGGAAAUCAAGAAACAGACCCGCAAGCAACGUAAGGAACGUCGCAACAGGAUGAAGAAGGUCCGUGGUACCGCCAAAGCAAAGAUCGGUCAAGCCGCCAAGAAGUAAAUACUGUACUCUUACAAAUUGCUGCAUCCAAUUUCAAGAAUAUUUAUUGUGUAUAUAUUUUUGGAGUGAUGCUAAAAUCAUUUCCAAUGAAAUGGUUAAAAGUGGACACAUGUUUUUUUGUAUUUUAAGUAAAAUAAAUUGAAAAAAUUCAAAUUAUUUUGAAUGUAAUUCAUAAAACAA